AUGUCGUUGACAAAUUGCCGUUUCUACGAGGAGAAGUAUCCGGAGGUCGACAGCUAUGUCAUGGUCAACGUGAAGCAGAUCGCCGAAAUGGGCGCAUACGUUAAGCUCCUCGAGUAUGACAACAUCGACGGCAUGAUCUUGCUCUCCGAAUUGUCGCGCAGACGUAUUCGUAGUAUCCAGAAGCUCAUCCGUAUCGGUCGCAACGAGGUUGUCAUCGUGCUCCGUGUCGACAAGGAGAAGGGUUAUAUCGAUCUUUCCAAGCGACGAGUUUCCCCCGAAGAUGUGGUCAAGUGCGAGGAAAGAUACAACAAGAGCAAGGCGGUGCACUCUAUCAUGCGCCAUGUUGCCGAGGCUACUCAGACCCCUCUCGAGACCCUAUACCAGCAGAUCGGAUGGCCUCUGAACCGGAAAUACGGGCAUUGCCACGAUGCGUUCAAGAUCUCCAUCACGAACCCCGACGUGUGGAACGAAGUUGAAUUCCCCAGCGAGUCCGUGAAGAAGGAGUUGACGCACUACAUCAGCAAGAGACUUACUCCUCACCCCACCAAGGUUCGCGCCGAUAUUGAGGUUACUUGCUUCGGUUACGACGGUAUCGACGCGGUCAAGGAUGCCCUGCGCACCGCCGAGGCCAACAACACCGAUGAGACCCAGAUCAAGGUUAAGCUGGUUGCCCCGCCACUUUACGUCUUGACCAGCCAGUGCUUGGAUAAAGCUAUUGGUAUCCAGAUGCUCGAGGAGGCCAUCCAAAGGAUCGAGGCCAAGAUCAAGGAGGCUGGUGGUGGCUGCAUCGUCAAGAUGGCGCCCAAGGCUGUUACCGAGCACGACGAUGCCGCCCUUCAGGAACUCAUGGAGAAGCGUGAACGUGAGAACAUGGAGGUCAGCGGUGAUGAGAGCAUGUCCGAGAGCGAUGAGGGCGUUCCUGAGUAA
This is a messenger RNA of Aspergillus sclerotioniger CBS 115572, 927 nucleotides long. Its product is annotated as translation initiation factor eIF2 subunit alpha. The record is from RefSeq and is a predicted model, not a curated record. Gene Ontology annotation, cellular component: eukaryotic translation initiation factor 2 complex; eukaryotic 48S preinitiation complex; multi-eIF complex. Gene Ontology annotation, molecular function: translation initiation factor activity; ribosome binding; RNA binding. Lineage: Eukaryota; Fungi; Ascomycota; Eurotiomycetes; Eurotiales; Aspergillaceae. The coding region runs from base 1 to 927 and encodes 308 amino acids. The transcript has 4 exons.